Molecule: messenger RNA, 591 nt
Organism: Penicillium coprophilum
Lineage: Eukaryota; Fungi; Ascomycota; Eurotiomycetes; Eurotiales; Aspergillaceae
Exons: 1
Coding region: 1-591 (196 amino acids)
Source: RefSeq, a predicted model, not a curated record
AUGCCUUCCAAACUCCAAGACUAUAUUGACUCCCUCCAAACCCUGCCUUUGGCCGAGGGCAUUCAAGCAAUUGCAGAUCUCAUACCAGGCCUCACCAGCGUUGUCCCUCGUGAAUACGGCUACUUCGUCCAACAUCCCGACUACGAAGGAAUCGGUAACCUGAACGAUAUCGGUACCCUCUGGCUGAAGCUCGGAUCGCAAUGCCACACUGACCACGCACCUCUCCAAGUGCGUCUCGUUCACACAUCUAUGGACGACCCGAUUCUCGAAGUCUACGGAACCAGCUACACAAUGCUGAAUAAGGGACUGGAUGAUGGAACCAUUGCACCUCCCCCGCCCCUUGGAUACUGCACCUGCUGUAGUGGUGAGGCGAGUGCCGUCAUUUUGGCUUGUUUCCAUGAGCGCCAGGCUUUGUUCUUCACCGAGGACGAAUAUAAGUCUCUCUGGGGAGAUCAGCCGAAUGCUGGGGAGAGAUAUAGUGGUUGGACGGAAGAAAAUGGCUGGGAGAAGCGUAGAAUUAAUGCAAGCAAGGAGCAGAUUGAGGAGGCUCUAGCGAGGAAUCCAGCUGUUGGUAUUGUGAGUAUGCUUUAA